Molecule: messenger RNA, 1625 nt
Organism: Solea senegalensis (Senegalese sole)
Lineage: Eukaryota; Metazoa; Chordata; Actinopteri; Pleuronectiformes; Soleidae
Gene: zic3
Product: zic family member 3 heterotaxy 1 (odd-paired homolog, Drosophila)
Exons: 3
Coding region: 277-1617 (446 amino acids)
Biological process (GO): central nervous system development; regulation of transcription by RNA polymerase II
Cellular component (GO): nucleus
Molecular function (GO): RNA polymerase II cis-regulatory region sequence-specific DNA binding; DNA-binding transcription factor activity, RNA polymerase II-specific
Source: RefSeq, a predicted model, not a curated record
UUUAUCAGUCCAAGGACAUCAUCCGCCUGGAAAGGGGGGGAAGUUUGAUCCUCUUUCUCACGGAUCGCAGUCAACGGGAGUUUUUUUUUUCUCCCGGCUCUGUGUUCGCAGAGGAUUUUCCCCGUUUGGCUUGUGUGUUUUUUUUUAUUUUUCAUUUUAUGAUUUUUCUUUCCUGAGACGUGGUAAAUCUCAGCGCGGUGCCUGCAGCGUGCGCGCUCCGCUAAACUGGAUUUUAAUUUUGUUUUCUUCCCCGUCUCCUAAGUUUGCUUCAAGCUCAUGACUAUGUUGCUUGAUAGCGGUCCGCAGUUUGCAUCGUUAGGAGUGGGGGGCUUCGGGACACCACGGCACCACGACAUCGGUAACAGAGACCCGGGUCUGGGACUGAAUCCGUUCGCUGAUUCCUCGCACUCCGCGGCUUUCAAAAUCAGCCCCGUGGCGCACGACAUCGCCUCCAGCCAGACUUCAGCUUUCACCCCGCAAGCCUCCGGUUAUGCAGCCGCCCUGGGACACUCACACGGCGGGCAGGUGGGUUCCUACGGAGGGGGAGCGUUCAAUUCAACACGGGACUUUCUUUUCCGGAACCGGGGCGUUGGAGAGUCCACAGCGCCGAGCGCGCAGCAUGGGAUCUUUGCCGCUUCGGCGGGGAGCCUGCACGGGCCGCCCGGGAUCCCCGACAACCCCGGGCAUCUGUUGUUUCCAGGACUCCACGACCAGGGGGUGAGCCACGCUUCACCGAGUGGACAUGUAGUCAACAGCCAAAUGCAUCUUGGCUUACGCGGGGACAUUUUCGGAAGACCCGAUCCUUAUCGUCCGGUCGCAAGCCCUCGCACGGACCCCUACGGAGCUCAGCUCCACAACUACAACCACCCCAUCAACAUGAACAUGGGAAUGAAUGUGCCCACGCACCACGGUCACGCAGGGGCCUUCUUCAGAUACAUGAGGCAGCCGAUUAAACAAGAAUUAUCCUGCAAAUGGAUAGACGAGAACCAGAUGAACAGACCCAAAAAGACUUGCGACAGGACUUUCAGCACCAUGCACGAGAUGGUCACUCAUGUGUCCAUGGAGCACGUCGGUGGCCCCGAGCAGACCAGCCACAUUUGCUUCUGGGAGGACUGUCCGAGAGAAGGGAAAUCUUUUAAGGCCAAGUACAAACUCGUCAACCACAUCCGAGUGCACACGGGCGAGAAACCCUUCCCGUGCCCGUUCCCCGGAUGUGGGAAAAUAUUCGCCAGAUCGGAAAAUUUGAAAAUCCACAAAAGAACGCAUACAGGUGAGAAGCCGUUUAAGUGUGAAUUUGACGGCUGUGACAGACGCUUCGCCAACAGCAGCGACAGGAAAAAGCACAUGCAUGUGCACACAUCAGACAAGCCAUACAUCUGCAAAGUGUGCGACAAGUCAUACACACACCCCAGCUCUCUCAGGAAACACAUGAAGGUACAUGAGUCUCAAGGAUCUGAAUCGUCCCCAGCAGCAAGCUCUGGAUACGAGUCGUCCACACCGCCAGUGCUGGUCUCAGCCGGCAGUGAAGACCCGACAAAAACACCACCAUCAGCCGUGCAAAACACGUCUGGCCACAGCGAAGGACUGGCACCCAACUUCAAUGAAUGGUACGUUUGAAGCCACAG